Trichoplusia ni (cabbage looper) is the source of this 5076-nucleotide messenger RNA. Its product is annotated as dual specificity protein phosphatase 22-like. The transcript has 8 exons. Bases 1221 to 2204 code for a protein of 327 amino acids. The record is from RefSeq and is a predicted model, not a curated record. Gene Ontology annotation, biological process: protein dephosphorylation. Gene Ontology annotation, cellular component: cytosol. Gene Ontology annotation, molecular function: protein tyrosine/serine/threonine phosphatase activity. Lineage: Eukaryota; Metazoa; Arthropoda; Insecta; Lepidoptera; Noctuidae.
AUCAUAAGGUCGUCAUUUCGUUAAACAAAAUAUUCCUUGGCAAUACGCAAUAUUAAAAAAAAAAACAAAAUGUGGGUACAACCGACUUUGAGUAAAAACUAAUGUGCCGAACUUGACGAAAUUUUUAUGAUACCAAAAAACGGCUAUUCCACGUUAAAUGAAAAUCAUUCAUCCAGUCGGUAGUUCUGAGGUAAGAAACUUAAAAAAGCAGACGAAUUGAGAAACUCCUCCUAGGCUUAAAGUCGGUUGAAAACAUUAAAAUGGAAUAGAAUCGCCUUCGAUGAAGCGUAUCCUGUAGAGGUUUCUAAAGCACCAUAUGAAUAGUGUUAACUUAAAAAAAACCAACCUACCGCCUUGUAAAUAUAAAUUCCUUUGCAAUCUCGCUUAAUUCUUAGUUCGAUUAAAGCAGUUAACGGAUCGUCAAGACAUUCGCUUGUCUCUGCGUAUUUCUCCGUCCAUCUGCACCGACCGCUAUGGGUUGUGCUGCGAUAAUAUCGAUAAUGUCUACCUUAUAUAUUUUAAUAGGUACCUAUUUUCAUGGAACUUGGAGAAGUACAAAUUGUUUGAAACGGAGGUUUUUUGUUUGCCUUAAUUCAAUUUUUUUUUGUCUUUCACUCGACAAUUAAUAUAGAUGGAGAAAUAGACUGCCAUGACUUUAGUCCACUAUUACAAAAGUAGUUCAGAGUUAUAGGUUUCCUACAAUAAUCAAGGAUGAAUCGCACAUAACAAGGCAUCGACAUUGAAUAGAUCGACAAGGUGCCUUCCCUCCAGGCUUUAACAGACGCAGUGUCGCCGGGCCGCGGCAGUGGCGCGCCGCGAGCCGAGCACGCCGCACGCGUCCUCCCGCGCCCUACAAACCACGUCGCGAACGCACUCGCUUCAAACAAAACACGAUCGAUAACACAAAGCACAGCUCAAAACUCAAACCCAUCAUCACAGUUGAAGCCCAACCAACCAGUGCUCAAGAACCCAACGAACAUGUUACAUUUUUUUAUGUAACCGAUUUUAGAUGGCAACAUCGAUAACGCGUGGCGCACCGGCGUCAACAAUGUAGUCAUAGUGACGCGAUCGUGUUAGCGUUUUGACAGUUAAACAUGACUCUAAAAUACCGUUGAUUUUUAAAUAAACAUGUUUAUAAAACGUUGUGUGUUGAUUGUUGAAUAUUGUUAAGAUGACGACAAUAAUAUUGUUGGUUUGAAUAGUUUGUAAAAUAAACGAAAAUGGGAAAUGGAAUGAACAAGGUGCUUCCCGGUCUCUACGUGGGUAAUUACCGGGACUCUAAGGAUACGGUGCAGCUUGACAAGUACAAGAUAACACAUAUACUGUCCAUACACGACGCGGCCAGAAGAUUGCAUUCCGACAAGCACUACCUCUGUAUAAUGGCAUCAGACUCUCCGGAACAGAACCUCACGCAGUACUUCAGUCUGUGCAACGACUUCAUACACGCGGCUCGACUCAGAGACGGAAACGUUCUUAUACAUUGUUUGGCAGGGAUGUCACGAAGCGUGACGGUAGCAGUGGCGUACAUAAUGUCGGUUACGCCGCUGACGUGGCGCGAGGCUCUGAAGGUGGUCCGCGCCGGGCGGGCAGUCGCCAACCCUAACCUCGGCUUCCAACGCCAGCUGCAAGACUUCGAAACUUAUAAACUUGUUGAGGAAAGAAGAAGACUUAAGGAGCGGUACCCGUCAUUGGCGCUAGCUGACCGAGACCUAUCCGAGUGCCGCGUCAUGCUGGACUCGUACCAAACGAUGCUGAACCAACGGACAAUCUGCGAAGGAAAAUGCUCCAUGGGCCGACAAUGUCCCACUGGGGUAUGCAGAACAGGGUCGAAGAGACAACCGCGACAAAGGAAGCCCUCAAUGGCACCAGGAGCUGGAGAAGGCCCAGGGCUAAAGCGGUCGCCGUCCACACUGUCCACGAUGUCGACUGCCUCAGGGUACCGCCCUCGGUCCUCGCCAGCUGGACUUUAUAGUUAUACCGGAGCUCCGUCUCGACCGUCACGGUCAGCAUCAGGGCUUAGCAUGACUCGGGUAACAGACCCGGUGGGCGGCGGCACGGCUAUGGCGGUGGGCGGCACGGAGUACUCCCGAAGACGGGCGGCCUCCGCGCCAGCCACGCCAGCGCUGUCACCCGCGUCAUCGCCACCCGGAUCGCCGCACAGGGCACCACAGCAUAGAUCCCGCCCCCUGCAGCGGUGUUCGUAGCAAGCAUCCUCGCGACAUCUAGCAUCCGCCCAGUGUGCACCGCACAGACGGCAGACACGCGCGCCCGCGUCGGCCACGUCCUUUAUAGCACACAACGUGCACAUAUACUGGCCAUCAGUUUCACCACACGCUGGCAACACUAACGGACAGCCAAAUCUGACAGAUGAAAUGUCAAAAAUGAAUUUAAAUAGCAACUGUCAAAAUAAAACUCGAAACAGUUGAACAGCGAUUGGUAAAAUUGUGGUUAAUGCUUCAAAGGCUUGUUAUAAAGGCCAUUAUAAUGAAGCUAUUUAUUAUUAAGCAUUUUGUGAGAGCAAGUUUCGGACGGCGAACUAUUGAUGUUUGGGUUUUUGAGAAAUGAGGUUUGUAAACGUUAGAGGAUUGCGACUGUUGCGUAAAUCUCAAGUUGUUGUUUGCCUUUGCGGUGUCAAUGUCGUGAUAUACCUUUAUACUGUAACGUAAUUAUGCCUCAUCAACGAAACUAUGCUAGAUUGAUCGCGGUGAUAUACAUAGUUAGGCUGGACACUAAGAGUGAUAUAUGAUUGAAAGAAGAAUUUCGAAGGAUGCAGGUGUAAAACAUAGGUACCAAGUGAAAGGCAGUGAAAUAUUGUCGUUAUUUAGUAAAUAUAUACUUUAACGAAAUGUCAUUUCUGUCUCUACAUAUAUCUUAUAGUUGAACACUUAUGAAUCAGUGACAAGAACAAUGCUAAUAUUACUAAUUCCAGUGUUACGCAGGUACGUCGAACGUCAAAAAUGUUUCCAUGGAACUGAAACGUAUUGGGAAGUACUGAAUGUAACUAUAUGUUGCUGAUAAUUUAAGUCAACUAUUUCGGCACAAGCUCGCAUUAAGAGCCUCCCAAACUACAUUCUCACCUUUUUAUCAGCCGUUAUUUUGAUCAGGAUUGGCAUUAAGUUCGUUAAGUAAAUAGAAAGAGAUUUAUGAGCAAGGGACCAUUUGUUUGACUGAUGCGAGCACCCAAAACUAAUCGGGCAGUUUUGUUCGGCAGUGUGCGCGUUUAAAACCAAACCGGAACAAAUUUUUGGUUGAUGAAAAGUCUCUAGUAUGCGGAAGCUCUUAUUCUUGUCAAAAUGCUUGCUCCGUAUUUUUACGCAGUUCUUAUCAUGGCAAAAUAUGGAUGCGAAGCUGACCCUUUAGCUUUGCGUCGCUUGGAUGUAAAUUCUUCGUAGGUAACUGGCUAUUCCGCGGAGCUUACAAUGGAGUGGAAAAUUGAAAAGCAAUUCAAAAUCAUAUUCCAGAAUAGAAAAAUAAAUCGAGUAUUAUUUAAGAAAUCAUUCUAAAUGCUACCGAGAAAUGUCUUAUUAGUUCAAUUAUUAAUAAUUUGUUAAGUACGAAAGAAAGAGUACAACGUGCUAAUGUAAUGGAAAUAUAAGAUAUUUUAGUAUUCGAGGAACGUCGUAGAUAUAUAGAUGGACUAAGGAUGCUCUGACUAGAUCAGAUUUCUACUUCUAAGAUUUCUACGUCUACUAAAUACCUACUAUGAAGUUAGCUCAUAUUUUUCAUCUAUUGUAGCUAGUCUAAAAGUAGCAAUAUUAAUUUAAAGCAGCCUUUCAAAGUCUAUUUACCAAAUCUACUUAAGAGUCGUUAAGUAUAAUUUUAUCUACCAUCGGUACUUUAAUAAAUGGUACUCUCGCGAUUACUAAGAAUUUGAACAUUCUAGAAUAUAUUUUUCUCUUAACACUGUAAUUGCGAGAGAUACCUUGAAUAGCACAUUUUCUAGAUAUCUAAAAGUACCUACAAAUUAGUUUAUGAUAUAAUUUAGCCCUAAGACUUCACUGUAAAAUAUACCAUUUCCUUUUACUAUAAAGUCCAGUGGCGAAGAAAGUCUUACCUUGUAGACUUUUUGGAAACUUUCCUAAAUUGUUGAGGCCCUUGAUCACGUGCAAUAAAACAUCCAAAUUGGCUUAUAUCCCACCUAUUUCACUAACUAACCCCGUCGUUUUAAGGGGAAUGUUUGGCUUUGAGUAACAGGCGUUAAAAGAUUAUUGUAGGAUUAAACGCCUGCUGACUUAUAAUUACGAUGAUCAUCGGGAUUUCGAACUUUUAUUCCUCAGCACCAUUUAACUGUCGCGUGAAUAAAAUUGUUUUCUCACACACAUCACGGGUGCGAGUUUCGAUUCAAGUCCUAACGUAUCCGCGCGACCCGUUACUGUUCUGACAGCACGUUUAAUUUGUUCCAGCAGGAUGAAGUGACAUGUGAAACGUUUGACUUUUGGAUAAAUUGCUCAAAAUGAAAAACUGAAUCCGUUCCUAGCACAGCACAAUUUUUGAUUUAGAAGCUUAGCACGUGUACAUUUUCAUUGCUCGCAAAUAAAGCUCAUUACAAUUUCUAUGUUAGAACACAAUUCUAGGGUCGAACUAAGUUGUGAAUUUUUGCAUAUCUCUUUUCUCAUACUUACAAGGCUUAGCCUGGUUUAGAAAAUUGUGAUUUAGAUGCCUUUAGCACGGUGGCAUACGUAGUGUGAUUAUAUUAAUACAUUUCUUUAUUAUUACUUAUAAAAUGCUGCCACUGUAGCUUUGUUAUAACUCGUUUUAAGUCUGUAAAUAUUAUAUUCUAAGGCAAUACUUCCUUCGAUUCGUAUCACGUUUGGUUCAUUCGCGUGGAUAAGAUCUUUCCUAGAAGGAAAUUACUUUCUGGAUUCCGUAUCUAAAAGGAUGCAACAAAAAAUACGUUUUUAUUACUUUGAAUUUCAAUCUCUCUUUAUAUUAUAUUGUUAUCCCGAUUUCAGUACAUUAUAAUAUUGUAUAUUGAACAAGUUCUUUUGGAAGCGCAGAAGGUGCGGGAUAUAUUAUUGGAAUAACCUAUAGAGGCUAUGUUUUUGUAUAUUUGAGGGAAUAUAUAUAUUAUAUAUA